CCCACCAAACGCUUCGCUUAUUUUUGCUUCUGUGGUAAUCCGCUUCAGAGAUUUGAACUACGAGAAGCGAGAAAAUCUUCGCUUCUCUCGGCCACGCUUAGAUUAUAGGGUUUUUUGGAUUCCUGCCAUUACAAUUCUCCGACUUUGGAAGAAUGCCAAUACUUUUCAUGUUAUUUGAAACUUGCCAUUUAAAUUUUGCAAACCUCACAGACCUGCCCUGAUCUACGCUUGCUACGUCUCUGGGCCCACUGUCAGGGCGCGUUUUUGCGUAUGCGGACCGUAUUGCCCCUCCUCUUCUUCUUUAAACCGUCCGGUCGGCUCGAGCCGACCCCACUCGCCUCGCCUCGCCUCCUCCUCCCCAGAAUCGUCUUCUCCCAUUCCCCAUCCCUGAGCAAACCACCGAAACCCUGACCCUAGAGAUUGACGGCGGCGGCGUGAUUCGCGGCGGCGAUUGAAGGCUUCCUCGACAAGGACUGGCGGCAACUGAGAGGAACCCUAACCUCGCAUCAAUCGGCGGGGAUGGAGGCACCCUGAUGGUGGGAAGCGCCGGCUUGGCGCCGCCAUGCGCCUCCACUGGUGCUGCGGCGAUGGGGGACAGCGGUAGCAGGUACCCAAUCUGCAUUCUUCUAUAGUCUAGUUGACGAUUUAGGCGUCUGAUUUGCUUUGUGCACGUUGUGUUGAUUUGGGGAUGAAUUUGACUUUACUUCUGCCUAGGGAUGGGAUGUUUGCGGUAGAGGUAAAAGUCGAAGGGUUCAUGCUUAAAGACGCUAGUGGUAGAAAAUCAUACACAAAAGGGCGAGUUUUCAAGUGGGAUGUUGAGUAUGGGUCACUGACGUUAGACUUGCUGUUGAAACAUCUGGCAACCGAGUUGAAUCUAUGCACUGACCAGUUACCCACUGUUUGGUUUUAUGACAAAAGAUUGAAUGAGGAUACCAGACUAGCUGAUGAGAUACAAAUGAUUGAUUUGUUUGAAAUGUAUAAGGAAGAGAUGACAUGCCAGGUUGUAGUAGGUGUAUUUGAUAGAUCUACUUGUCAGGAUCAUGAGUUUGAUGAACUGGAGCCUCUCUGUGUGAUUCCUCCUGAUGAUGCACCUGAUGAUGCAGCAGUUUUAGGCACUCAUGGCAUUCGUAAAGCACCCACUAGAUGUCCCACUCAGCCUAUAGUCAGGCCAGCUGCUGCUCAUGAAAAUUCAGAGGCAGCUGAUGAGGUAGAGUGUGAUAGAGAACCAGAUAUUUUUGACAACGAAGAAGAAUAUGUGGGACUUGAUGAUGAGGCCACAUAUGCUGAAAAUCCACAGCCACCAGAGUUUGCACAUCCACAGCCAUCUGACAAUGCUAACUCUAAUGCCACCGAUGAUCCUGAUGUUGAUUUUGUCCAUGUCGAGGCAGAGGUGGAUGAUGCUGAUCCUGACGAGGUCACUGUAUUGCAUGAUCCUGAGAAUCCCAAAAUUGUGAAAGGGGAGCUGUUUACUGAUAUCAUUGCAUUUAGGAAAGCCAUAAGACAUUAUGCUGUGAAGACUGGAUUUGAGUUUGCUACUGCUGGUUACAAAACUGACAAGUCAAGGUUCAUAGCAAAGUGUGCAGCAGAGGGAUGCCCUUGGCGCAUACAUGCUUCCACCAUUUUUGAUAAGAAAACUGUACAGAUCAAAGUGCUGCCUGCUCCCCACAAUUGUCCUACCACCAAGCUAAGAGAAGGGAAAAUGGCCAGUCAAGGCUGGUGUGCAGACAGGCUUGGAGAGUGGGUUAAGAAUAACCCAACAAAGGGAGCAAAGGAUGCAAAGGACAAGUUGGAGGGUGACUUUGGAAUUAAGCUGAAGUACUCUAAAGCUUGGUCUGGUUUGAAGGUAGCCUUGGAGCAAAUUCAUGGUAAGUACGAAGAAAGCUUUCAACUUCUGUACAAUUGGGCAGCACAACUAGAAAUAAGUUCACCUGGAAGUAGAGUACAGAUAGAGGUAUAGAAGGUUGGUAAGAGGAAUAGGUUCAAGAGGAUAUUUGUUGCUUUGAAGCCAUGCAUUGAUUGAUUCUUAGCUGGUUGUAGACCCUUUGUAGGAGUAGAUGCAUCUUUUCUUAAUGGAAAGUAUACUGGGCAAUUGGCUUCAACAACAGGUGUUGAUGGGCACAACUGGUUGUAUCAUAUUGCUUUUGGGGUGUUUGACGCGGAGAAUGAGGACAAUUGGACGUGGUUCCUAGACAAUUUGCACAGUGUCAUAGGAGACCCUCCAGGUCUAGUGAUAUGUUCAGAUGCUUGUAAAGGGUUAGAGAAUGCUGUUGGGGCUGUUUUCCCCAAUGCUGAAAACAGGGAGUGUGCAAGGCACAUGUACAAAAACUUCAUGAAGUACUACACGGGAGACGUUUUCAUUGAUCACUUGUAUCCUGCUGCAAGGAACUACACAGAGGGCAUGUUCAAGUGGCAUAUGAAGAAAAUCUAUGAGUUUGCUCCUGAUGCAAUAGACUACCUGCAGCAAAAGCAUCCUAGGAUAUGGUACAGAUGUGGCUUCUCUGAGCAUAGCAAAUGUGAUUACUUAACUAAUAAUGUAUCUGAGAGCUUUAAUGCUCAGAUCAAGGAAUUCAAAGGACUUCAUCUCCAUGAGCUAGCUGACAGGAUUAGAGAGCUCAUAAUGGAGAAAAGGUACCUAAGAAAGAAGCUGGCACAGAAUUGGGGAGAUGGAAUCCUACCUGGUGUAAUGAAGGACUUGAACCUCAAAAGCAAUAACCUCAAAAUUGUUAAGGUUAAAGUUAGUGAUGAUGACUUCGCAGAGGUGACACUGCUGGAUGAUUGGAAUAACCAGAAAAGACACAUAGUUGAUCUGAAAAACAAGAAUUGUGGAUACAGGGAAUGGCAGGUAACUGGCAAGCCAUACAAGCAUGCCUUGGCGUGGAUACUGUCCAACAGAGGUCUGCAAAUUGCUGAUUUUGUGCAUGAAUGUUACUCAGUUGCAAAGUUCAGAGCAGCUUAUGAAGGUAGAGUUGAGGCAAUGCCAGACAGAUCCCAAUGGCCAGAAGUUGAUCUUGGAUUUAAGGUUUACCCACCUUUGCUUGGAAGAGCACCAGGAAGGCCGAAGGUUCAAAGGCAAAGGGGAUGCCUAGAGAAAAGGGCCACCAAAAAGAAAGUCAAAUGUUCAAGGUGUCGAGGUUUUGGUCACUUUGCCAAGACAUGCAAACUUGAGAUGGUUGGAGAGGAUGGAGAAACAGCACCAACAAAAAAUAAAAGGAAUAGGACUGAAGACACAGCUGGACCAUCAUUUGUCAAAAAGAAGAAGCCAUCAAAGAGGAAGAAGACCCCUAAGAAGAAGAAAACACCUGCCAAGAAGAGACAGCAAAGGGAUGCUGCUCCUCCUCCAGCCAAGGUAGUCAGAAGCUUGAUGGACCUAAUUUCUGGUGAUGGACACUAAAGUUCAUGCUGAUGGACAUAUUUGAUUUUGGAACUGUGAAUUGGAGCUGUGUGUGCCUAUCAUGGCCUGUAAUGCUUGAAACCUAGAACAAGCUUUUAAAGCUCCUAAUGCUUUUGUGUGUGCCUGUCAUGGCAUGUGUUGCUUGUGAACUUGAACAAGCUAUUUCCCUGAAUUUCUGUAUGCUAUUUCGCUGUCAGUUUCAAUUCGCGGUCAGGUUGAACUUGAAA
This is a messenger RNA of Panicum virgatum (switchgrass), 3618 nucleotides long. RefSeq lists its product as uncharacterized. The transcript is spliced from 3 exons. Lineage: Eukaryota; Viridiplantae; Streptophyta; Magnoliopsida; Poales; Poaceae. The record is from RefSeq and is a predicted model, not a curated record. Bases 689 to 1957 code for a protein of 422 amino acids.